GUUUCUCCCUGGAGCAGCGUGCAGACUCCAGAGCCAUAACAGUCACCUGCUUCGAUUCCAGAGUCGCAGCGUUGGAGCGCCGCAAGGGCAUGACCCGGGCAUGAGGUAUAGCAAUUGGUCGAGCAGACACGGGCCAGUCAGCAUCGAGGUGCUCGCGUGUGAGGCGCAAAUCGGAAGAUACCGCAGGCGCAGCGAAUCUAUCAUGGCAUCCGGAACGAAGCGCAUGUCCGACGACGAUGCGAGCAUCGCCAACACCUGCAAAAUCCAGCGCAUCGAGCACGGCGGCCAUGGAGUGCAGGACGUGCAGCAGGCUCACCACGCCCACCACGCUCACCAGGCGCACCACGCCCACCACGCCCACCCGGCCAGCGUGAGCCCGCACCAGCGGCCGAGCGCCAGCAACCACGACUUCUCGGGCAGCGUCAAGCGCAAGCUCGCCGACUCGAAGCGGACGGGGCAGGCGUGCGACCGAUGCAAGAUCCGCAAAAUCCGCUGCGACGGCCGCCCCGAGGGCUGCACCCCAUGCGAGCAGAACCGCACGCAAUGCCGCACCACCGACCGCAUCACCGGCAAGGCCACGGUGCGAGGGCAUGCCGAGGCCAUGGAGACGCAGAACAGCUGCCUGCGUGCCCACAUUGCCGACCUGCAGGCCCAGCUGAAGGACCUCGGCGUCGACCCGCGCCCGCCGCCCGCCUACGCGACCACGUCCUGGCCGCCCGCCGCGCCCCAAGCCGACGCGCAGGACUGGCCUGGCCAGCGCCGCCCAAGCGCAUCCCCCAUGCCGGGCUACGCGCCUGCGGGCGACAAGGCCAGCCUGAACUCGCUGCCCGUGUUCAAGUACGGCUCCAUUGGGGACAACUACCUGGGCGUUGCCUCGCGCGACUCGCUGCUCAGCCACAUACGAGGCACUUCGCUAUCCGUCUUCGGCACCGAGAUCGACAUCACUGACUUCGUCGACGAAAACGCCGAGUACGAGACCUCGCCCAUGUCGUACCGGACGCUGGUCGAGAUCAGCGUGGGCAGCCGGCACGUCGACCCUGUGCCGUUGCCCCCGUACGCGACACUCAAGGAAUGGGCCACGUGGUACCUGCGCUCGCUGAACCCCUACACCAUGCUGGUCCACAAGCCCGCCUUCAUGGAGCUGGUCUGGCGCUUCGGCAAGGACCCCAGCUUCGUGCCGACCGCGCCUGAGAAGGUCAUGGUCCACAUGAUGCUCGCCACCAUCAAGUACCAGAUCGCAGCGCGCAACGACCAGCAGACGCCCCUGAUGGACGAGUCACACGCACACUACAUGUACGCCUGCAGCUUCUACAAGGACCUGCUCCUUGGACACCACGAGCUCGCCGACAUCCAAGCCCUGGCCAUGAUCUGCCACCACCUCCGCAACUUCCCCAAGCCCGGCGCGGCGUGGAUCAUGACCUCUCUCACCUAUCUGUACGCGAUAGAGCUGGGUCUGCACCGAUCGGUGAAGAACUGGGACUCGGCGUCCGGCAAGAAGUUCACCGAACUGGACAUCGAGAUGCGGAAGCGCAUCUUCUGGACCAUGACCGCGCUGCAGCUGAAUCUGGCUGGCAAGCUAGGAAGACCCAUGCCGAUCAGCAACGACGACAUCGACGUCGAGUUCCCCGAGCCCAUGAACGACUGUCUGCCUGGCGAGGAGGCCAACCUGAGCCCCUUCCACCAGUGCUCGUUCCAAGUGGGCAUCCAGAUCGCCAAGUACGCCGUUUGGGAGCUGGACCUGUACAAGACGGUCUACGCCGUCCAGUACACGCCACGCUCGUACGUCGAGUCUUUGAAACGACUCGAGGCUGGCAUCCAGAACUGGAAGGAAGAGCUACCGUAUGAGCUGCGAGACCCGUCUCGCGCUUCACAAGACGACCACAUCUUCGCCCUAUACCUCGAGUACUGGUACCAAGAGUUCCAGCUGUUGCUGCAUCACCCCGCAGUAUGCAGGUCUGUCGACUCGGCGAUCCUGUCCUCGAAUCUGGAUAAGUGCAUGGAGGCGUCGCAGAAGAUGCUGUACAACUGCACCGAGAUGAUGCACAAGAAGAGUCUCGACAUUGUCUGGAUCAACACAGUGGUCUACAUUGCUGCAGUGUUCACGACUCUGUUUAUCUCGUCGAUGCGGAAAGAUCUCCUGACUCCUGUCGACAUGACAAGGCUGAAGGGCGACAUGGCUACAUGGAUCAACGUCCUUGGCGAGUGCGGUCAACUUUCAGGCACAGAGGACAAGAUGAGGAAGGCGAUAUCCAAGAUCGUGGACGGCGCGUUAGGUAACAUCAACGACAGCAUCGUCAAACGAACUGCGACCGAAUCCCUGGCACGGGUAGCUAUGCACGCGAAGCAGCAGCCAAACCCGCCACCUGCAGUCUACGACACAAGCGGCUACAACGAGCAGCAAUACACUGCAAGCACAACAGGUCCCACAGACCCCACACUCACCCAGGGCUCCGGAUAUACCAGCCUGACGGACAGUGACAGCAUGACCAUGCCCUACAGCAUCAGCGCACAGAUGCCAGUCACCCAGCAGAGCACCGCCUACGACCAACAACCUUACAUGAAAGUCGAGGAUGACACCAGCAUGAACCCCUCUCAUGCCACCGCUCUAGCAGCAGCAACAGGCACGGCCGCCCAGCCACUGCCACACGCCUACACCUACCCGCAAAGCCUGCCACAAGUGACCACCACGCACCAACCGACCUACGUCGCCAACAACUACAGCCCGCAAGACUGGCGACAGUGGACACAAACGUAUAUGCAGCAACCAGUGGGCCCGCAAGGAGAGUAUCUAAAUACGGCAACGACGCUCAUGGCGCUUGGCGGACGCGACGGCCAAAAUGAAGGUAAUGCGCAUGGAGGGCAUGCACAACACAUCGAGCAGGCGCACAUGGGACAUGUCCACUGGCCGGGUGUGGCUUUUCCGGGUACUACGAACGAGAGCCAUAACUCAUGAAGAGCACGCGUUGGAGAGGACAUGAUCACCGGAAUGCUUCGUACCGAUCGCAGGGGGCGUUACGGAUGGAGAAUGGCGAAACAAAGCCAAAUGCACACAGAGAUGAAUACUCGUACUUAAGAACUAAUAUGUAAUAAUGGGCGGGCGCCACCGCGAGAGUGCGGUGCAGCUGGCCGGCAGCCACAUGGGAAGAGGGGAAGGUAGCGAAACGCACGAGCUUCGAGAUGGAGCGACACGAGUAAUGGCAGCAGCAAUUCAGGCAGAAAGAUUCCCACAGCGACAAGCGGUGCAUUGCAAUGUGCAACAUGGCGGCAUCUUGUCCUAUGCUUGCCCGGUCCCGUCGAGCAUCUUACAUCAUCAAGCCGCUGACAGCACGAAUAGAGGACGAUACACAAGGGCACACGGCGUUGCUAGCACGCAGCGCCACGAGAAUGCAC
This is a messenger RNA of Didymella exigua CBS 183.55, 3390 nucleotides long. RefSeq lists its product as uncharacterized. The record is from RefSeq and is a predicted model, not a curated record. The coding region runs from base 203 to 2953 and encodes 916 amino acids. The transcript is spliced from 3 exons. Lineage: Eukaryota; Fungi; Ascomycota; Dothideomycetes; Pleosporales; Didymellaceae. Gene Ontology annotation, molecular function: DNA binding; zinc ion binding; DNA-binding transcription factor activity, RNA polymerase II-specific. Gene Ontology annotation, biological process: regulation of DNA-templated transcription; DNA-templated transcription.